UGGAUUUAUGAAAUCAAAAGAUGAAGUCCAAUACAUAUGAGCUGCACAACUAUGCGGACUUGGAGAUCAAGGAUACCAGCACAAGGAAACGCAAGGCCAGCAGUGGCAGAGAGGAGAAGUAUUCGCUGCGUCAAAAGAAACAAAAGAAGAAUGCAGGAGGAUUAAUGGAUACACAACGUGACGGAUUUCAUACAGAAGAAGAUGAAGCAGAUCUUGCAACGACAGUGAAAACCAAGAGAAAUUCCUCAACAAAAAAAUCCAAGACGAAAGCAAAAGCCCCGCCAUUGAGUAAAUAUAGACGUAAGACAGCCAAUGCGAGAGAACGAUCACGCAUGAAGGAGAUAAACCAAGCCUUCGAAACACUAAGAAAUUCUGUACCCCAAGCCAUUACCGGAGAGGAUCCAACCAGUGCCAAUGAGAAACUAACCAAAAUCACAACAUUACGCAUGGCAAUGAAGUAUAUUAAUAUGCUAAACGAAUGCCUAGAAGAUCCUAGUUAUGAGAAUGAUUUCAUUGUCGAAUGCUUGGAGGAGAGUGCGCGAAGAGAGAGUGAACCGAUGAGAUUAGCGGAAGAAAAUCCCAUUGAGGAAGAUCUGAAGUCGUCACAAGCUGUUCAGCAGCCGCAGAAGAAAAACAGUAAGGCGAAAUCUGCAGGAGCAGCAUCUAAGAAGACAUCAGUAACAUCCACAUCCUCAACAUCGGCGGCAAACAAAAGACCAUCGAAAGCCUCCAAGGCGAAGCAGGCGAUUCAACAGACACAGCUAAAAACUAAUGCAAGCAGUUCAACGGAAUCCUGUUAUGCCUCAUCAUCGAUUGGCUCUCCGCCAUUCAUUUCUUCACCCUCAUCGUCAUCAUCUCCGCAUACGACAGCCGCCUGUUCGCCUAGUUCAGCCUAUGCCUCGCUCUCAUCAUCCGCCUCUUGCCACGGCGAACUCGAAACGGAAAGUCUCUUUAGUAGUCUUCAGGCAAUAAGUGAUCUUAAUACUCUACUCCUUGAAUCGGAGGACGGCGAGUCCUUGUCACAUCCCUGCUUCAGUCCCAGCUAUCCAAGCUUAUUGUCUGUUUUACCCUCACGCGGUGAUAUGACCAUGUCUUCCCAUGCUCUGGACAAGCCAGAUGUUGAAUUGAGUUUACGUCUGCUGGAUCAAUCGACCAGCGAUUCCUUUGACUUCUCCAAUGGUAAUCAACAGCCAUCCGCCUGCAUUAGCCCAUUGGCCACAUUGGCGGAUACAUUUCAUCCCUUUGCCGAUCUGCUACAUGGAGAUUUGUCCGAUAUGUUUCUAACGUGAUAAGAGACUAGUUUAUUUAUUAAUUAAUAUUAUUAUUAAUUUUUGUUACUCUUUGUCUUUAAGUUUAACUUAGUGUUUAAUGAAUGCUCAACCUAACCUCACUCUAGUUGUAAUUUACAAUCAAAACAACAACAAAACCUACAACGGAAUUCAUUGUGUCAUAAAACCAACAACAACAAAAAACCAGAACUGUCCAUCAUCAUAUUGUAUAUUCAAACUAUAAAUAUGUUUCAUUCGAUUACUAUCUACACUUUACUGUAAAGCAUUUUCCACCUAUGGGAAAAAUU
This is a messenger RNA of Drosophila willistoni, 1576 nucleotides long. RefSeq names its product helix-loop-helix protein delilah (gene tx). NCBI's taxonomy places the organism in Eukaryota, Metazoa, Arthropoda, Insecta, Diptera, Drosophilidae. The transcript is spliced from 2 exons. Bases 21 to 1289 code for a protein of 422 amino acids. The record is from RefSeq and is a predicted model, not a curated record. Gene Ontology annotation, molecular function: protein dimerization activity.